Messenger RNA from Eurytemora carolleeae, 718 nucleotides. RefSeq names its product forkhead box protein K1-like. Gene Ontology annotation, molecular function: protein binding; RNA polymerase II cis-regulatory region sequence-specific DNA binding; DNA-binding transcription factor activity, RNA polymerase II-specific. The record is from RefSeq and is a predicted model, not a curated record. Gene Ontology annotation, biological process: regulation of transcription by RNA polymerase II. Lineage: Eukaryota; Metazoa; Arthropoda; Copepoda; Calanoida; Temoridae. The transcript has 3 exons. The coding region runs from base 257 to 703 and encodes 148 amino acids.
ACGAGUUUGCGCCUGCGCAGAACAUUCUGUGGGAAAGUUGCCUUCUUUAACCCGCAUGUUAUUCCCUAUCACGUGGAGAAACCCCUCUGUGAUUAUUCAGUGAUGUUGGUGGAUUUUCGAGCUGUCAACAAUCAUAACUAAGUUGUGAAGUUUGGGUUUGUUGUGCUAACUCUACCGCGGUGUCGGUCCGGCACUGCUGCUGCCACCAACACUCCACAGUAAACACGGGAUUGUAUAACAGAACAUUCAAAACAAAAUGUCGGAUUUCGAUCACGACGAUAGUGCAGAUGCCUGGGCGUUAUUAGCUUUAAAAGACCCCUCGAACUCCCCGUUUAGGGUGAAGGAUGCAGGGGGUCAGGCUUUGGCAAAAAUCCGUGGAAAAGAGUUCGAGUUUCUGGUUAGAAAUAGUACUACCAUUAUUGGACGCAACUCUUCGACCCAAGGCAACGUUGACAUUCAUCUAGGCAAUUCGAGUUUCAUCAGUCGAGCUCAUGUUGAAAUUCUGUUCGAGAAAUCCCGGUUUUUCCUGAAGUGCAAUGGAAAAAAUGGAAUUUUUCUCGACGGUCAUUUCCAACGAAAGAGUGCCCCACCUGUGGAAAUGCCUAAAACUUGUUCUAUCCGGUUUCCCAGUACAAGUAUUCGGCUGUACUUUCAAUCCUUAGUUCAGGUACAGUUCAGACAUUUACAAGCUCAGGAUUCAUGAACCUGGAUCCAGAUU